This is a messenger RNA of Anthonomus grandis grandis, 1625 nucleotides long. RefSeq names its product spermine oxidase-like. The record is from RefSeq and is a predicted model, not a curated record. Gene Ontology annotation, molecular function: polyamine oxidase activity. Bases 73 to 1530 code for a protein of 485 amino acids. NCBI's taxonomy places the organism in Eukaryota, Metazoa, Arthropoda, Insecta, Coleoptera, Curculionidae. The transcript is spliced from 7 exons.
AAUAUUUUUCUGAAUGGUGUGACAUAAGAAUUAAACACCAACCAAAACACAGCAUUUUCUUUGUGUGUGAAAAUGGCCAAAAAUCAGGCGAAAAUCUUAAUUAUCGGUGCGGGCGCGUCUGGUAUUGCGGCAGCCACGAAACUAUACCAAAACGGAUUUAAGAAUUUGGUAAUUUUGGAAGCCGAAAACCGAAUUGGUGGAAGAGUGUGCUCCGUAGAGUUUGGAAGCAGUUUUGUGGAUCUUGGAGCAACAUGGGUUCAUGGAGAAAAAGGCAAUAUAGUGUACGAAAUGGUAAAAGAUCUGAACUUGGUGUACCCGUGCCAGCUUCCUCCAGGACCAGGAAUGUCAUUUUUUCAUAUAGACGGUUCCCAAGCAGACAAACAAUUAAGUGACCGAUUAUUCGAGAUUGCGAUGGCAAUAAAAGACGAUCAAGAACAAUCUAAGAAACACGGUGGCAAUUUUGCAGAAUAUUUCCAUGCUGAAUAUAAGGAACGCAUACAAAAGGAAUUUGGACCAAUUCCUGAACCCAAAAUUAUACAACUAGCAACCCUCGUAAAAAACUGGUUUAAAAAGUUUAUGGUUUUACUAAAUUCAGCUGAAAACUGGAGUCAACUGUCUACAACCAGUCAUUACGCAUUUAAAGGCUAUGAAGGUGACCAAUUAAUUAGUUGGGGCAGUAAAGGAUAUAAAACUAUAUUGGAUGUUAUGCUGCAAAAAAUACCUGAUCCAUCUCAAACGCUUCCUAUCGAAGAAAUGAUAGAACUAAACAAGGAAGUUAAUAAGAUCAUAUGGAAUAAGGAGGAAGUUACCGUAAAAUGUACUGACGGGUCGGUGUAUAGUGCCGACCAUAUGAUUAUGACUGUUUCCGUAGGCGUACUAAAGGAAAUGCAUAAGAAGGCUUUUGUACCAGGGCUACCAGAACAAAAGGUGAAUUCGAUUGAAGGUAUUCCAUUAGGUACAGUUAACAAAAUUUUGUUACAAUUCCCACAUAAGUGGUGGCCGGAUGAUGUCAAGGACAUAAGCUUUCUGUGGUCUGAAGAUGAAAGGGAUGAAUUGAUCAAAGAGUUUCCACAUGGUCCGAUAGUGAAUGGAAGGUCAUGGUUGGAAAACUUAUUUAGUUUUAUAGCAAUAGAUAGCCAUCCUACUGUGCUUUUAGGGUGGGUCAAUGGUCCCACAGCUAAGUUAGUAGAAUUAUUACCCGAUGACGUGAUUAUAGAAGGCACGAUGUACAUGCUGCGUAAAUUUGCCGGAAAGCAAUAUGAUAUUCCGGAACCAAACGGAAUUCUACGGUCUAAAUGGGGUAGUAAUCCACAUUUUCGUGGCUCAUACGUACACGUAAAUAGUGAAAUGGAACGACGAAAGGCAAACGCUUACGAUCUAUCUACUCCCUUGAUGGGAGAGAAUAAGGACCGGCCUCUUAUUUUGUUUGCGGGAGAAGCCACGCAUUCAUGCAGAUUUUCUACCGUGGAUGGUGCCAUUGAGACUGGAUACAGAGAAGCAAACAGGAUAAUCAGUUUUUAUUCCCAAUAAAUUGCUUUUAUAAAGUUUAAUUUGAUUUUAUUUGAUAUUUUGUAAAUAAAUUAUGCCUUUGUAAGGAAACUUGCUAUACAGGCUUAAUUAGUUAA